AUGGCUUGCUAUCCAGCUCUGAGCUCUGGCAUCUGCGCCAGCCCCUGCGGGGUGGCUGUCCCACAGCCCAUCGCGGACAGCUGGAACGAGCCGUGCGUCCGGCAGUGCCCCGACUCCACAGUGGUGAUCCAGCCGCCCCCGUCUGUUGUGACCAUCCCUGGAGCCAUCCUCAGCUCCUUCCCUCAGGACAGCGUUGUGGGAUCCACCGGAGCUCCUCACGUUGGAGCUGGUUUUGGGGGCAGCUUUGGGUCCCGGGGCUUCGCUGGCUCCCGGGCCUACCUUGGUGCUGGGGGUCCCUAUGGCUCUGGUGGAAUCUGGGGUUACGGGGGCCUUUGUGGUUCUGGGGGCUGGCGGUCGGGCCACAGGUACCUCAAUGGCAACUGUACGCCAUGCUAA
Messenger RNA from Alligator mississippiensis (American alligator), 396 nucleotides. RefSeq names its product claw keratin-like. Gene Ontology annotation, cellular component: intermediate filament. The record is from RefSeq and is a predicted model, not a curated record. Gene Ontology annotation, molecular function: structural constituent of cytoskeleton. Bases 1 to 396 code for a protein of 131 amino acids. Lineage: Eukaryota; Metazoa; Chordata; Crocodylia; Alligatoridae. The transcript has a single exon.